AUGCAAGAAUAAGAAAUUAUAGGCUCAACUGAGUCUUUAAAAUAAUUGCAGCUUCUGCAUGUGUCUACUAACAACAACAAUAACAUUAACAAUAACCUUCAACUGAACACCACUGCAAAUAAUGAGGAUGCGAUUGACAGAUCUACCAAUAACAAGAGCCAGCAGUAAAACAGGCGAGUGAUUCCCCGAUCUAAAAUAUCGCCACCUCUCAAAUAAACAAGUCAGCAUGUCUCUAUUUUUAAUUCCUCGGUAUUUCUCAAAGAUUACCAAUCUUCCUCAGCCAACGGAGUUGCUAGUGAAAAAUAAAAAUCAAACAGGCAAUUCGACAUUGUAGAGGAUGUACCAAAUACUAUUAAGAGGUAGGUAAACGAUAAAAACUAUGAGAAGCAGGUGAUCGAACUGUCGCAAAUGAAAUUCAAACUUACUGGGUAAUCACUGCUGGCCAUAUAAAAUUAAUAAAGUGGCUUCGUCAGACUCUAACAGCUCAAAAUCAACAUCAAGUUAGUCAAAGAUUGCACUAUAGACCUUGAGAUUUAGAAUUAAACUGCCAAGAAGCGACUAGUUUUAAGCACAUCAUAAAGUGGAAUUGGAUAAGGAACAGCACAGCUUGGUAAUGAUGCCAACUUUAUGAGUAAUUUAGAUACUAAUAGUCUUUAUGAUUCAGUCUCAAGCAGCCAGUAAGAUCAGUAAAAACUGAAUAUCAAGUAAUUGGAUAUCAACAAACCCUAGAGUCUAUAUAAGAUUACUUUGGAUCCAGAAAAGCUCAGAGGCAGAUGGGCUACUAUAUGCAUCGAUUUUGAUAGAAUUAUGCCAUAAGAAUCAGUGGGUCAAAAACUCAAAAUAAAUAACAUCUCUAUUCAAGCUCCAGGUUCUAGGAUCUAUGAAAUUCAAGCUGUUUAUGAUAAUAAUUAAGAGAACUAGUAAAAAAAUACUGAUGAGGAAAACAUAAUAAAAAGAUAACGCAAGGCAUAUGUAAAUCAAGAAGAUAUAGUAAAGCCCUCAACCUUUCAGACUAAAAAAAGGAGCAUUUAAAAUGUUCCAGCUAAGGGCCCGAAGUCAUUUUCCCUUAAUUCAAGACAAGAUAGCGAUUAGCUUUCAAAUCUGACCUCAGUAAAGACUCCUGUAUAUAACAAGAUACCAGAACUACCAAAUCUCAACACUAAAGCAGACAAUCAAAGUAUGCUAAGGAAGGGUCUCAAAGUGAUAUAAGAACGAGUUACUGAUAAUAACAGUAAUCUGCUUAAUUAAGAACAGCAAUUAGCAGUGAAUAAGAGAUAGCCUGCUAAAUCAGCAGUAAUCUCAAGCCAGAAAUUUAAGAAGUCCAAUGAGGAAAAUAGCGAUAAUGAUUUAAUUGACCCAUAAAGUAAGGGUAUGAAGUUCAUCUAGAAAUUGACUGAAAGACAAAAAAGAAUGGAAGAAAGAUAUUUCAAGAAAGAUCCUAAAUAGCAGUAGUAACAACAACAAAUCACUAUAUAGAAUCAAGCUCUCCCACUGAAAUAAAAAGCAUAGCAAAAAUAAAACCCAAAUCUCCCUAGCAAGCCAUCUAAAAUGACUAACACUGCUUCAAGUGGUUUUAAAUUAUAGUAGAACAACUAGAACAAUGGUCAAAUAAACCCUACCUAGUAUUUUGGCAUGACCUAGACCUCUUAGAUAAACUUUCAAAAGAGUUGCACUUUUAGUUCUACACUUAGAAAUUUCGAGUAUAAGCCACCAGUCUUUAGCAAAGACAAUGAUGAGGUAGAGGAAUCAAUCCAAGAAGAAAUAUGCCAGAGUUAAAGAGAAGAUGCUGCCCGUCGCAAUAAUAACCCAUAUCCUCAGUACCAAUAAAAAGUACAAUAAAACAUGCCUCAAUCAGUAUUCGGACCAAACGGGAAUAAUGUAUUUGCACAUAAACCCCCUAUUCAUAAUUUUUAGACUAAUACUAACAACCUUCACAAUCAAAAGCAGUUCACCCUGAUGAGCAGAGAUUCUAACUUCACCUAAGGAACCCUUGGCAUGGGAGGAGCUCAUUCUACUCGUUCUACUUAGAUAAAAACUCCAAUAAUGUUUGGUGGUGGCAGAUUGUAAUCCAGUUAGCAAGAAGAAGGGGCUGGUGGUGUACUUACUUAGUAUAGUUAGAUCUCUGGACCCAACAAUAAAUUUCCUUCAGCUAGUGAGACAAAGCAAGACUACUUUAAGUUCCAUCAGAAGGAUAUGAGCACAGCUAGAAGCAAGCUGCUGUUUUCUCCAAGCGGAGGAACUAAUGAGGGAGGCAUGACUGAGGAUGAAGGCGGCAUUUUAUCUGAUAGAGAACAGCACCAUCAUCAGCAGCAUCACUAGUUCAAUCCCUAUCAAGAUGCAGGAGAUAAGUUCGAUCCAAUGACUCAAUCUAAUAGUAAUGCCAACAUGCAGCGAUACACGCAGAAUGUAUUUGAUUUCGACAAAGAUGACUAGGUAGGUAACGACGAGGACGACUAGUUGUACAUGGUAGACGUAGCAGUAGAGUACAGAGCUGACUUUGGGCUUUAGAGAAGACCCUUCUCCCCACCUUUUAAACUAUGA
This is a messenger RNA of Stylonychia lemnae, 2541 nucleotides long. The record is from the annotation of a GenBank genome assembly. NCBI's taxonomy places the organism in Eukaryota, Ciliophora, Spirotrichea, Sporadotrichida, Oxytrichidae.